AGCUCAAGAUGGCAAGAGGCAGCAGCCAAAGAGGCAGCCAUGGCGCCAGGAGGUCUUCCCGACAUUUCUGGCAUGACCUCUCUCAAGGUGGAUGUGACCGGGGCCAUUCCAGAGAACUGGAACGCAGAAAAGCUGCGCCGGGAGUUUGAGAGAUUUGGUGACAUUGGCGAUGUCUUCGUGCCGAGGGAGAGAUAUUCCGAUAGGCCUCGACCCUUCGCCUUCGUUCGGUUUGUUGACGAGAGAGAGGCCACAGAGGCCAUCAAGGAGAUGAACGGCACGAAGUUUGAGGGGAGCACCCUCACCGUCUCCAAAGCCAACCGAAGCAGAGAGGAGGCCCGGGCUGAAACGGACGACAAACGGACGUCGCCUGGUAGGUCACGGCGCAAGUCGCGGUCCAGGUCACGGCGGCGCUCACGCCGACGGCGAUCGUCCCGCUCAUCGAGGCAGCGGUGUGGCUCAAGUGACAGCAGAAGAAGAAGGAGAAGAAGGCGUCGAAGCAGUAGUAGCCGAAGCAGCCGUAGCAGCCGGUAGCAAGGGAAUGCACCUGCGAAAUGUAGUGACUUUGCAUUAUGAGAAAGCUGGG
Molecule: messenger RNA, 583 nt
Organism: Effrenium voratum
Lineage: Eukaryota; Dinophyceae; Suessiales; Symbiodiniaceae
Source: the annotation of a GenBank genome assembly